This is a messenger RNA of Coffea arabica (coffee), 489 nucleotides long. The record is from RefSeq and is a predicted model, not a curated record. NCBI's taxonomy places the organism in Eukaryota, Viridiplantae, Streptophyta, Magnoliopsida, Gentianales, Rubiaceae.
AUGCCUACCCGCCUUUUAAUUUCACCAGCAUUCAUCAUUCUUCCUUCACUGUUGAUUCAGUCUUUUGGCCUAGAAUACAUUGUGGGAGACUCCUUUUGGUCCAUCCCCACAACCAAUGACUUCUAUACUAACUGGUCUUCUUCCCACUUUUUCCAGACAGGAGACACUCUUUGUUUUGACUUUGAUUCAGGGCUUCAUAAUGUGAUGGAAAUGUCAAGAAGAGAGUACGAGAGUUGCAGUGUAGACAAUCCCUUUAAGGUUUUCUGGGAUGGCCUGGCAAGUGUUGCAUUGAUGGAGGAAGGGUUUGCACUUGAGAUUCCAGAGGAUCUAUACCAUCUGAUCAAGAAGGCCAUCGCAAUCAGGAAGCAUUUGGAGAGGAACAGGAAGGACAAGGAUUCCAAGUUCAGAUUGAUUCUGGUGGAGCGCAGGAUUCACCGCCUCGCUCGUUACUACAAAAAGACCAAGAAGCUCCUUCCCAACUGGAAAUAG